AUGAAGGGCAAUAUUGGAGCCUUUGCGCUGCUCAGCGGUAUUGUGAGUGGUGCUGCUGCUGUUGAUGCGAGAGACGUCCAAUAUGCGGAGCAAGACCCUGAGACGUGGUGCAUUACCUACCUUUCCACAUACCUUGUCCCAGUAUCAAUUGCGACAAAUCUCCCGCGCCCUGCCGAAAACACCACAGAUGUUCAGUUGAUAUCGACCUCAACUGCCCAAGAUCCAGACCUCACGUCCUCGGUUGCGUCUAGUGCUUCCGCUUCGACCACUCUUGGGCCAAUCGGCGAGCGGAUUAUCCUUCUUGUCAGCCCUUCCAGCGGUAACACAAAGCGCGAUAUUGGUGGUUUUGUUGGCGAUGGCAAUCCCGAUAUCUGCACGUUUGCUACUGUCUUCACUCUUGGCAAUGGUCGACUUGCCGAGGAUGGUGUUCCCGUGUCAUACCUCGGUGAUGGCUACCAGAAACUUGAGGCCUCAUCGUCAUCCAGUGAUAAUGCAAUCUCGACAACUUUCAGCACUGAGGGAGGUUUACUGCGCUUCCAAAACCCCUCACUGCCUGACGGCGGAGCUUCAUUCUGUCAGACCCCUUCUGAUGGGCAGGUUUACAUGACUUUCGGAUCCGAGCCAUCUGGCUGCUUACCAGUGUCUCUGAACGUGUACAGAGCCGAACAAUGUAUUGACGGAAGACUCGAUGGCCUCGACCCUACAACAACAUCCACCAAGACUGACGAGUCCAUUUCAACACAUUCUGUUGGAACCCAUUCCACUGAAGCGCUUUCCACCGAAAAAGCAUCUUCUGAGACCAUGACAACAAUUUCCACGGAGGAGGCUUCUGCUGAGACUUCUGCUAUCGAGUCUUCAAUCGCCUCAACAUUUUCUACCAAAGGACCUGGAGUGUCCACAGCUGCUAUCAGCCAAGAAACGGAGACACCCAGUGGCUCUUUGACCGAGGAACCGACUGCAACACAAUCUCAAGGCAACAUCGUGAUCACAAAUGCCGUUUCCAACGGUCGAUUCUCAAUCAAAGACCCAGACUCAGAAAGCGGUAUCUUUGGCUUCGAUGCUGAAGGUGAGGCCAAGCAACAAAACGGCGACUGUUACAAGGGAGAUGGCAGCUCAGAUAACGGCUGCGUUGCCUUGGGCUCUUCUUCCGACUCAAAGAAGAGAGCUUUUGGAGGACUUGCAAGCAUCUCACAGUUUCUUACGAACCUUGCUCCAAGUAGAAAUGUUCUCUAUACUGUCCAGUUCUAUUACGCCGUCAUCACCGCUGGAGGCAACCAGGCGUGCAGCGUCAAUGCCUACCUUGGCAAUACCCAGUUAUACACCAUGGGUCUUUUCACCAGUGGUGGCAUUAGUGUCUCAUGGAACAGAGUCCUCACUACUGUCAUGGCCGACUCUCGAAGUGCCAGCUUUGGCAUCUCCAUGUCUUGCACAGGCAACGGGCUGGCACUGAUCUACGUCGACUCGGUCUUCAUCUCCAAUCAGGUGACGCCUGAUAACAUCGAUCAGUUCCAGCUGGACUUUGGAGAUAGCGACACGCCUGAGACUACCAGCAGACUCCCAUCCGCUCCAACUAGUGAGCCGGCCAAUCAAGUAACAUCUAUUGAGCCAGCAACCACUACAACAGACUCCCCUCCCGCUACCACGACAGGCUACGCCAGACCCGAGAUUCCUUCUCAAGAGGUCUGCCCCGAUGGUUACAAGCCUCCCGGCUUUUGCGGACAGAAGUGGCCAAAGCCCUCAGAACCAUUCUGCGAGUACCGUUCACAACCCAAUGCUGAUAUCGUAGCAUAUCCACUCUCCCAAUAUCCUAUGCAAGGCAUGGAUAUACAGAAGUGCGCGUUAACUUGUGCUUACAUCGAGGGAUGCUUCGCAUUCGCUGUAAACAACAACCCGAGAUACCCUUGCAAUUUCAUCCUUGAGCCAUUGAGGCUUCAAGGUUGGAUUACCGGAGAUCCAAAUCGUGUUCUGGAAUGGUCUGAGUUAGCUUGCUUCAACUGUCAGCUCUGUGAUGAAUCACCAUCCCUCACGGAGUCGACUGCUGGCGUUACUGAAGCUCCAGUAGAAUCGGAGACAACUAUCAUCGAGGAGCCAUCCACCAGAGUUCCGCAGAACACAACCCAUUGGCUACCUAGCCCAGAGACAAGCUCUGGAAGCCUAGAGCCUACGCCAGGAACCAAGUCAACAAGCAUGCGACCGCCUCGACCGGAGACUAGCAUAGACGUGGAGCCAACUUUCAUCGAAGGCACCACCGCCUGGCCCGAAACAACUCACACGUCUGCUCAAGGCCCUGUUGUGGAUACUUCAAGCGACGCUCCCGAAGAUUCAACAUCCCUGGGCGAAGAUGCAACAUCGACCACUGAAGACCCCACUUCAACCUCAGAAACCACUACCGCCUCUUCGACCCCAACAGAGACAUGCAAGUAUACGCACGGCGAAAUGUGCAACUUUGAUCGUUUCAACUACCCCAAAGACGUUCUCUGUUCAUGGGGCGACAAGCUCACCAGCAGAAGCUUCUGGCUAGAGACCCGCGAGUCAUAUCCCCACCAAGACCGCGCCGAAGAAUGCAUAGCCAUCUGUCAAGGCCACCCGCUCUGCUUGACCGCUGGAUACUCAAUGUUCGAAAACCGAUGCUACUUCUCAGAGCUCCCCUUACUCAAGGAGAACUUCGUCACCGAGGAGAACGACUACAAGAAGCAGGUUUGGCUGGAUACACGCUGCUACACUGACUGCGAAGCGUGUGUUCCUGACUCUGUUCCGAAGGGUCCUCCCGAUAUGUGUGCCUACACUCUAGGCGAUGAGUGCAAGCCAGUCGCCAACCCUCCUGCUGGCACUCUCUGCAAUUACGAAGCUUAUAUGGGAGGUGGCUGGGUUGAUGGAAAUGAUCCCAACUUGAUCACUGUUUAUACAGAGUAUGCCCAGGCUACGCCUCGCCGAUGUGCUGCUAUCUGUCGAGCUUAUCCCGGAUGUAAGGGGUCAGGAUAUAAGGAUGAUCGAUGCAAGUUUUCGGUUUAUAAGCUUGCUUUGAGCGGUAUGCCUAUACCACUGGAAACUGAUAAGGACCCUUCCAUGAACUCCAUCUGGGAUGAUCCUGCCUGUUGGACAUGCCCUGGCUGUCAGUAA
Molecule: messenger RNA, 3120 nt
Organism: Fusarium subglutinans
Lineage: Eukaryota; Fungi; Ascomycota; Sordariomycetes; Hypocreales; Nectriaceae
Exons: 2
Coding region: 1-3120 (1039 amino acids)
Source: RefSeq, a predicted model, not a curated record